UCCGCUCAACCAAACAACCAAACACACUGUAAGGGAUGACUAGUGAAAACCGGUGAAAACAGACACAAAAUAACAAGUACUGUCGUCCGUGAAAUGUAAGAGAGCUUUUAAACGACAGACAGAUUUUCCAUUCAUACGUCCUUUACGUACUCUCUUCUUCUUCUUCUUCUUCUUCUUCUUCUUCUCUCUAAGGUUCGAAUUUUAAUCCAGUUGAAAAAUGGUAUCCGCCGAGGAUUGUCCUGAAGCUGAAUCAACGGAGAAGUCGUUGGCAAGUAAUGAAGGAUUGGAUGACAAAUACAGUGUUGAAGCAGCUGAAAUUCGAGCCAACGAAGCGUUGCGUUUGCCUAUCUCAGAGGCCGCUCCGAUAUACGAGCAGCUCCUCACAGUGUUUCCCACUGCUGCAAAAUAUUGGAAGCAAUAUGUGGAGGGACAUAUGGCUGUAAAUAAUGACGAUGCAACAAAACAUAUUUUUAGCCGAUGUUUGCUGAAUUGUCUUCAAGUUCCACUUUGGCGGUGCUACAUCAGAUUCAUCAGAAAUGCCAAUGACAAGAAAGGGGUAGAGGGUCAAGAAGAAACUAGAAAGGCAUUUGAUUUUAUGCUCAGCUAUGUUGGAGCAGAUAUAGCAUCUGGACCUGUGUGGAUGGAGUAUAUUGCUUUCUUGAAGUCAUUGCCGGCAUCAAAUGCACAGGAAGAGUCAUUAAGGAUGACUGCUGUACGAAAAGCAUAUCAAAAAGCUAUUGUUACUCCUACUCAUCACAUUGAACAACUUUGGAAGGAUUAUGAAAAUUUUGAAAAUUCAGUCAGCCGUCAACUGGCAAAAGGGCUAAUAUCAGAAUAUCAACCCAAAUUUAACAGUGCCAGGGCGGUCUACCGGGAACGCAAGAAAUAUGUAGAUGAAAUUGACUGGAAUAUGCUUGCUGUACCACCAACUGGCUCUUACAAGGAAGAAAUGCAAUGGAUUGCAUGGAAAAAGUUGUUAGCUUUUGAGAAAGGAAACCCACAAAGGAUAGACAAUGUAUCAUCCAACAAGAGAAUUACAUUCACAUAUGAACAGUGUCUGAUGUAUCUGUACCAUUAUUCUGACAUAUGGUAUGAGUAUGCUACUUGGCAUGCAAAAGGUGGUUCCAUAGAUUCUGCAAUUAAAGUGUUUCAGAGAGCUUUGAAGGCUCUUCCUGAUUCAGCAAUGCUAGGUUAUGCCUAUGCAGAGCUAGAGGAAUCUCGUGGAGCAAUUCAGUCUGCAAAGAAAAUAUACGAGAGCCUUCUAGGUGAUGGUGAUAACGCGACAGCUCUUGCACAUAUACAAUUUAUUCGCUUUCUUAGGAGGACCGAGGGAGUUGAAGCAGCUCGCAAGUACUUUCUAGAUGCUCGGAAAUUCCCAAACUGUACAUACCAUGUUUAUGUCGCGUAUGCAACGAUGGCCUUUUGCCUAGACAAGGAUCCAAAGAUGGCACUCAAUGUUUUUGAAGCUGGACUGAAACGGUUUAUGCAUGAGCCACUCUACAUUCUUGAGUAUGCCGACUUCUUAACUCGUUUGAAUGACGACAGAAAUAUCCGAGCUUUAUUUGAGCGGGCAUUAAGCUCACUCCCACCAGAGGAAUCUGUUGAGGUUUGGAAACGGUUCACCCAAUUUGAACAAACUUAUGGGGAUCUUGCUAGCAUGUUGAAGGUUGAACAAAGAAGGAAAGAAGCACUUUCUGGAGCAGGUGAAGAGGGUUCUUCGGCACUAGAGAGUUCAUUGCACGAUGUUGUAUCGAGAUACAGCUUUAUGGAUCUCUGGCCUUGCUCCUCAAAUGACUUGGAUCAUUUGGCCCGACAGCAGUGGCUUGCUAAAAAUAUGAAGAAGAAUAUGGAGAAUUUUACCAAUCCUAGCGGCCUUGGGUUCAUAGAUAAGGGUACUACAGGCCUGAUAAGCAAUGCAACUGUGUCUUCGAAGGUUGUUUAUCCAGAUAUUACUCAAAUGGCGGUCUAUGAUCCACGACAAAAGCCCGGGACGGGAAUUCUUCCAAAUACGGCAGUACCUGGAAUUCCUGCUGCUUCUAGGACCUUGUCAAAUCCUGUUGUUACAAUAUUGAGUGGUCAAGCAACAAAUGCAUUUGAUGACGUAUUGCAAGCAACUCCUCCAACCUUGCUAGCCUUUUUAACAAACUUGCCUGCUGUUGAGGGUCCAACUCCAAAUGUGGAUGUUGUAUUAUCCAUUUGUUUGCAGAGUGACCUACCAGCAGCACCAGCUGGCAACGUAAAGUCGGGUACAGCCACAAUGCAAUUGCGGUCUGGUGCCGCUCCUACUACAAGUGACCUCUCUGGUUCAACCAAGCCCCAUCCCGUUCCAAGUGCUUCUUCUUUCAAGCCAAAUAGGGGCAAGAGGAAAGACGUAGACAGGCAAGAUGAUUAUGAUGAUGACACCAGAACUGUCCAGAGCCAGCCACUACCAAGAGAUGCUUUCAGAAUAAGACAGUUCCAGAAGGCGCGACGUACGGCUUCACAAACAGGUUCUGCAUCAUAUGGAAGUGCUCUUUCUGGAGAUUUAUCUGGCAACACUAGCUGAUUUACUUACAGCUUUUUUAUCUUCCUCUUCAUUCCCUAGUAUACUUUUCCUUUUUUCUUUUUUCUUUUCUUUUUUU
Molecule: messenger RNA, 2621 nt
Organism: Morus notabilis
Lineage: Eukaryota; Viridiplantae; Streptophyta; Magnoliopsida; Rosales; Moraceae
Product: cleavage stimulation factor subunit 77
Exons: 23
Coding region: 218-2545 (775 amino acids)
Biological process (GO): mRNA 3'-end processing
Cellular component (GO): nucleus
Molecular function (GO): mRNA binding; protein binding
Source: RefSeq, a predicted model, not a curated record